Prunus armeniaca (apricot) is the source of this 1095-nucleotide messenger RNA. NCBI's taxonomy places the organism in Eukaryota, Viridiplantae, Streptophyta, Magnoliopsida, Rosales, Rosaceae. The record is from the annotation of a GenBank genome assembly.
AUGGCUUUGGGUCCCGAGCAUCCAGGGAGAGUAAGAGGGGUAGGUGCUGGGAUUUCCCCUAGGCAAUUCUUCAAUUUACCUAGACCACAAAGGGUGAAGUUUGCUGAUCAAUUGAAGGAAAGUGUAAGAAUUGUCCUUCAAGAAGAGACUAAGAAGAUGGAAGCUAGAACCAAACAAUUAGUAGAGGCUGAGAGGGAACAUUUACUAAGUCAGCUUUCCCACCUCAUCCCCAAUUUUGAUCCAAGCAUGCUUAAACCGAAAACAAGUCCCAUGAAUCCAAUGUCUGAUAAAGCAAGCUGUUCUGGGGCUGACGUGAGAUCCCUACAUUUAGAGGAUGAUACUGCCAGAAAUGGGGAACAGCAAGAACAAACGGGUGAUGAAGUACUCGAUUAUUCAAAUGUGGAGGUGCCAUCUUCCUUACAAUCCCUUUGUGGUUAUGUGGAAACUACACUAAAGCCACAGGGGAAGAUCAUGACUUUCAACAUUGAGAAGGAGGUGUUUGGUGCAGAUCGAAGUACCUUCGUCUUGCAUGAAGAUAUUACACAAUUUGCAGGCAUGGAAGAAAUUGGGGCUACUGUGGUUGCAGUAUAUAUGAGGUGCUUAUAUGAUCUUUUGAGAGAAGCAAAUAUGUGCAGCAUGGUUGGCUUUAUCGACCCUGCUCAAGUUAGUGCCAACGCUGGGUCACUAACUGACAGAUCACGAAUUGUAGCCAGUCGACUUCAGAAAACAGAUGGUGAACAGAUUUUCAUGAUGCCUUACAAUCCAGGCCGUCAUUGGGUCUUGCUGAUUGUGAGGGCAAAGAGGGAAACCGUCUAUUUUCUGGAUCCUCUGCCUGGAAAUCGUGUGGUGGAUGAGGAGGGCAAAAACAUCGUGAACAGUGCUUUAAAAAUUUAUAAUUCCCACAUAGGCAGACCAGGCCGUAAAGCACCAAUUUGGAAAACUCUGCCAGGCACACCAAAGCAACCCAGCAGUGUCGAAUGCGGGUAUUAUGUCAUGCGCUUCAUGAGGGACAUCAUCAUGGAUCCUUCCUUGGAGUUUGAGAAGAAGUUUGCCAAGGGAAAAGAUCAAGCGCCAUACCCCCCAAGCAGCCAUUGA